GUAUCCCCCCGACUACGGAUGGGAGUCAGAAUUCCCUUCAGGCCUUCGGCUCCGAUAAAUACCCGAGAGAGCUUAUCGCUUCCUUUUAUCACAUUAACCUUCUGUACUUUCCAAUUGGAAAAAAAAAAUGGCGAAUCUGGGCGAGGCCUCUUCUUCCGAUUCCAAGGGCACGAAGAGGGAUUUUAGUACUGCGAUUCUCGAGAGGAAAAAGGCGCCGAAUCGAUUGGUCGUGGACGAGGCGGUCAAUGACGACAAUUCGGUGGUCUCGUUGCACCCGGAGACGAUGGAAAAGCUGCAGCUUUUCCGUGGCGAUACGAUCCUGCUGAAGGGCAAGAAAAGGAGAGAUACUAUCUGUAUCGCACUUGCUGAUGAUACUUGUGAAGAGUCUAAGAUAAGGAUGAAUAAGGUUGUUAGAUCAAACCUCAGGGUGAGGCUCGGUGAUGUUGUUUCUGUCCAUCAGUGCCAGGAUGUGAAGUAUGGGAAGCGUGUCCAUAUACUUCCCAUAGAUGAUACCAUUGAAGGUGUUACAGGAAACUUGUUCGAUGCAUAUUUGAAGCCAUAUUUCCUGGAGGCAUAUCGUCCUGUAAGGAAAGGGGAUCUUUUCCUUGUCAGAGGUGGAAUGCGAAGCGUUGAAUUUAAGGUUAUAGAAACUGACCCAGCAGAAUACUGUGUUGUUGCUCCGGACACAGAGAUCUUUUGUGAGGGGGAACCUGUGAAAAGAGAGGAUGAAGAAAGACUUAAUGAGGUAGGAUAUGAUGAUGUGGGUGGUGUGCGAAAGCAGAUGGCUCAGAUUCGAGAGUUAGUUGAGCUUCCACUACGACACCCUCAACUGUUCAAGUCUAUUGGUGUAAAACCACCAAAGGGUAUCUUGUUGUAUGGACCCCCUGGUUCUGGGAAGACACUCAUAGCCAGAGCAGUUGCAAACGAGACUGGUGCAUUUUUCUUCUGUAUCAAUGGUCCUGAAAUUAUGUCAAAACUAGCUGGAGAAAGUGAAAGCAAUCUCAGGAAGGCUUUUGAAGAAGCUGAAAAAAAUGCACCAUCAAUUAUUUUCAUUGAUGAACUUGACUCCAUUGCUCCUAAGAGGGAGAAAACUCAUGGAGAAGUUGAGAGACGUAUUGUUUCUCAACUCCUGACAUUGAUGGAUGGCUUGAAAACUCGUUCCCAUGUAAUCGUCAUAGGUGCUACAAAUCGGCCCAACAGUGUCGACCCAGCUCUCAGAAGAUUUGGGAGGUUUGAUAGGGAAAUUGACAUUGGUGUGCCAGAUGAAGUUGGACGUCUGGAAGUUCUUCGCAUUCAUACAAAGAACAUGAAGCUUGCUGAAGAUGUUGAUUUGGAAAGAAUUGCCAAGGACACACAUGGGUAUGUUGGGGCUGAUCUAGCAGCUCUCUGCACAGAAGCUGCUCUUCAGUGCAUACGGGAGAAAAUGGACAUCAUUGACUUAGAAGAUGAAACCAUAGAUGCUGAGAUACUGAACUCUAUGGCUGUUACAAAUGAACAUUUCAAAACUGCUCUUGGAACCAGUAAUCCCUCUGCACUCCGUGAAACAGUUGUUGAAGUGCCCAAUGUCAGCUGGGAUGAUAUUGGUGGUCUUGAGAAUGUCAAGAGGGAACUCCAAGAGACUGUCCAAUACCCAGUUGAGCAUCCUGAGAAGUUCGAAAAAUUUGGAAUGUCACCUUCGAAGGGAGUCCUGUUCUAUGGGCCUCCUGGUUGUGGGAAAACUUUGUUAGCAAAGGCAAUUGCUAAUGAAUGCCAGGCAAACUUUAUCAGUGUCAAGGGUCCUGAACUUUUGACUAUGUGGUUUGGUGAGAGUGAAGCAAAUGUUCGAGAAAUCUUUGACAAGGCUCGCCAAUCUGCUCCAUGUGUCCUCUUCUUUGAUGAGCUCGACUCCAUUGCUACUCAGAGAGGGAGCAGUGUUGGAGAUGCAGGAGGUGCUGCUGAUAGGGUACUCAAUCAGCUCUUGACAGAGAUGGACGGCAUGUCAGCCAAGAAAACUGUUUUUAUUAUAGGGGCAACCAACAGGCCUGACAUCAUAGAUCCAGCAUUGCUCAGGCCAGGCCGUCUUGACCAGUUAAUUUAUAUUCCCCUGCCGGAUGAGGCCUCUCGUUACCAGAUAUUUAAAGCUUGCCUAAGGAAGUCCCCUGUUGCAAAAGAUGUGGACCUUUGGGCUCUUGCUAAGUACACACAAGGCUUUAGUGGAGCAGAUAUUACAGAGAUUUGCCAACGUGCUUGCAAGUAUGCAGUCAGAGAAAACAUUGAGAAGGAUAUCGAGAGGGAGAGGAGGAGGAGCGAAAAUCCAGAGGCUAUGGAGGAAGAUGAUGCUGAUGAAGUUGCAGAGAUCAAAGCUGCUCACUUUGAAGAGUCAAUGAAGUUUGCCCGGAGGAGUGUCAGUGAUGCCGAUAUCCGGAAAUACCAGGCUUUUGCACAAACUUUGCAGCAAUCAAGGGGCUUUGGAAGUGAAUUCCGCUUCUCAACUCAGUCAGGCACUGGAGCUGGGACUACUGGAUCCGAUCCGUUUGCUUCGUCAGGUGCUGGAGCCGAUGAUGAUGACCUAUACGGUUAAAUCAGGAAUACGUCUUCAUGUACUGUGCUAGUAUGUAUGUUGUUACCAUCUGGAUAAAUGGUGAAGCUACUUGUUAGAAAUAUAUUUUAGGAUGGCUUUUAGGGUAAUGUAUGCGGGACUUACGUGGCCCAAUUUAGAACUAAGAGUUUUCAGAAAUACUACGGUCUAAGAUGCCGAACCUUUGGGGCCUCCAAAAUUUCAGAUCUCUCAAAGCUGUUUUUGUUGUUUGGCAUGUAUGAAGUCAAAUCUAUGACACUAUAUAUUCUUCUGUAGUUCUAUGACUUGAUUGAUA
Messenger RNA from Phoenix dactylifera (date palm), 2852 nucleotides. NCBI's taxonomy places the organism in Eukaryota, Viridiplantae, Streptophyta, Magnoliopsida, Arecales, Arecaceae. The record is from RefSeq and is a predicted model, not a curated record.